GAGCAGGUUGGGCGGGUGUUGGCGGCCAAUCACCUGGGCCGCUCGUCUACCAACCAGGAAGCAAGCCCUCAGGACCAGCUUUGAGGGGUGUGUGUGAAGAGCCACGUGAAUAUGGGCACGGCCAAUAGGAAAGCUGUUGGGCUGGCGCUUCCGCGUUGUGCUGCGAGGCGUGUAGACAGACGGGGACUCUAAAUGACGAGAAGUCACGUGUAACAAGCGACUCGGCCAAUGGAAAUGCUCGAGGACCCGGAAACGGGGAAGAAGCAGAGGGAAGGGCGGAGAUGCUUGUCACGUGCGGCCAAUAUAGACAAAGCAGGCCCUCCCCCUAGUCUCCCAAGUUCAGGCGCGCACCACAAGAGCCCAGAAAAGAAAGGCGGGGCUAGCCCGAAACACCAAUGGAAGCGAGAGUGGGCGGGCUCGCGCUUAGGUGCAGGAGGCGGAGCUUGCCCAGCCGGGCCAAUGAGGGCACGAGGCGCUGGACGGUUGUUAGGCAGGGAAGGUAGGCGCAUGGCUGACGCGGCACUGUUCGAGUUUCUGCACACGGAAAUGGUAGCGGAGCUGUGGGCGCAAGAUCCGGACCCCGGCCCCGGGGGACAGAAGAUGAGCCUGUCGGUCCUGGAGGGCAUGGGCUUCCGCGUGGGCCAGGCCCUGGGCGAGAGGCUGCCCCGGGAGACGCUAGCCUUCAGGGAGGAGCUGGACGCUCUCAAGUUCCUAUGCAAAGACGUGUGGGCGGCCGUGUUCCAAAAGCAGAUGGACAGCCUCCGCACCAAUCAUCAGGGGACCUACGUCCUGCAGGACCACAGCUUCCCCCUUCUCAUCCGGAUGGCCUCGGGUCUGCAGUACCUGGAGGAAGCGCCCAAGUUCCUGGCCUUCACCUGCGGCCUCCUCCGGGGCACCCUCAGCACCCUGGGCAUCAAGAGCCUGGUCACCGCCUCCGUGGCAGCCCUGCCCGCCUCCUGCUUCCCCUGGGGCAUGCCAGCCUGGAGGAGACAACCCUUGACGAUGACCUGGUCUAGUGGUUUCGAACACUCUUCCCGGUGCGGGAACCCAGUCACCCACGCAGCCCUGGGAUGCAGGCCAGGUGGGCAGGAAGCAUCUCCACCCUAGACCGGUGAGGAAACUUGAGGCCCCGCUGAGGCCACCCAGGCUGUUGGCGCAGGGCAGGGAUGAACAUCUCUGAGCUACGGGGAUGCUGCCUCUCCCCUCCGGUCCCAGCCUCAGGCUAAAGCCAGCCCUUCUCUUCCAGGUAAGUUCCAGGUGGUGAUCCAGAGAUCCUGAGGGAGCCCCAGGCGCCACCCCAUCCCGGGGACCCAGCUGCUGCCCAUGGUGGUGGCCGGUGCUGGGGAGACGGGGUCCCCCCACCGCUUCAGGGCCUCAUAAGCGCUCAACAAAUGGGUGUCAUAGGGAGGUGGGGGUGUCCCGGGGGCAAGGUGGACCCCGCCCCAGUCAGGGCUGGUGUGGAGGGAGCCCACAUUGGACACGUCCCUCCACAUGGCAGGUGCUCAAUAAAGGUUCUGUACGUGGGA
This is a messenger RNA of Orcinus orca (killer whale), 1526 nucleotides long. It is a transcript of the gene TRAPPC6A, whose product is annotated as trafficking protein particle complex subunit 6A. The transcript has 7 exons. Gene Ontology annotation, biological process: endoplasmic reticulum to Golgi vesicle-mediated transport; regulation of GTPase activity. NCBI's taxonomy places the organism in Eukaryota, Metazoa, Chordata, Mammalia, Artiodactyla, Delphinidae. The record is from RefSeq and is a predicted model, not a curated record. Bases 229 to 1107 code for a protein of 292 amino acids. Gene Ontology annotation, cellular component: trans-Golgi network; TRAPP complex; cis-Golgi network.